AUGGACGAUAUAAUAGAACAAUGGACAAGAGACACACGGGACAGCAGGCCCUCGACUUCUACAUUUUACGAGCACGGCCCACAUCACCAUUACCACCCUUUUCGACAGAUUAGCACUAGCUUAGAACGAAAAAUUCGACACGGACGAGAACACCCGCCACACUCGCUGCCCCGACUGAGUGUGGUGUUACCAUGUAGCACGAGCACCAGUGUGGACCGCAUAUCCAUUCCAGCGGUCACCAAACGAUUGUCACAUGGCGAUGAAUCAAUGACCGUGGUGCUCUCAGCGUUCUAUGCAAAAUUAUUAAUAGUUUUAGGCUUAGCAUUACCCGUUACUAGCACAAUCCAGAACGAGCUGUAUACGAAUAUAACGUCUGAUAUAUUUACAAUGUAUCUCUAUGUAGUGAGCAUGCUGUUCCUAGCCUACACAUUUUAUCACCUCCGAUUAGCAAAGAAAAGUAGAGAUGAGAAUAUAAAAAGAACACGCUACGGAAGUUUUUACCUGCACAUGGGAGUGGCUGGCUUUAGCGUGGGCUCCAUCAUCUACUCUUGUCUACAGUUCGGCGAGUACUUCGACCUUUCAGGCGACUGUCAGUUGUUCAUUGUGGCACUCAAGCCGGCACUGAGAAUAUUCUUUUUGGUCGCACAAACUGUCUUCAUCUUCUCAUACACUGACGUCCUAGAUCCAAUGCGGGGCGUAGUUCUAGAUAGAUUUGGUCUAAUGCAUUUAAUAGCUACUAAUGUGUGCGAAUGGCUCAACGUAAUCAUACAAGAAACUAGAGAUGACAUAGUCGCAGUAGCGUUUGAUCGACCGGCUCUGUUGAGGUACACAAACAUGACUGGACCAUCGAAACUAGUCAUGACAGAAGAAAUAAUAAACACCACAUCACUGGAAGACUAUAUAAAUGGAAAUUUCACGAACAGCAGCGAAGUAAUUCAUGCAAACUUAACCGCUAGCAUACAGCCUUGGAGUUGCAAUGUCUCGGACAUGAUAACGCCACUAAUUAGAGCCAUGAAUCCUUAUUUGAGGCCUUGCGGAGUUGAAUACAGCCUGCUGUGUUCAGUAAUAAUAGUCGUUAUAUAUAACGAUAUCUGCACCGUACCUGGAUCGAAAACAGAAAAAACUAGCGUGACUAUUGAAGAGAAGCAAUGCUGCGGAAGAGUAAAAUCCAACAACCACUUCUCAGUAGACUGUGGCAGUGCACACAAAGGUCUGUUCAUGGGUGUGGCGGUACUAGCCGGCACCAUCGUCAGCCUCAUGCUGUUCAACGGACUGUUCCAAAAUGAGAAACACGUUGAACUUGCUCUGCUGCAAAUGAAUAUAUGGGAAACGGUAUUAUUUGUACUGAUGACUAUGGGAUCAGGAAUAUGUAUCCAAAAGGUUCGCAAGCUGAAUCUACGUCAGACCUCCGCCUCGAUGCCCUUAGAGCACGCCCUGCUGCUGGUGACGCAGUGUGGAGUGUAUCUUUACUAUCUGUUCCAAAUAAUCGGCGCUGGCUUCCUCAUACAGCAAAAUCCCGGCGGAAAAAUAACGACUAGAAUUAUAGCGCCAGUAUGCGCCGUCAUACAAAGUUCAUGUCAAACCUUACUCGUCCUGGACGCGUGGUCUCGUCGCUGCGCCGGCAGUAAGGAGCGGCCUGGUCGGCAACUGGUCACCUUCCUCCUCGUCAGCAACCUGGCGCUUUGGUUACUAAACCGUGUCAAGAAUGCUCGCGCAGAAUUUCAUCCAAUGCAGAUGGAAUUUUAUGGAGUUUGGGCGUGGACCUUGAUCACCCACGUGUCGGUGCCGCUGUUGGUUUGCUACAGAUUUCAAGCAACUGUGUGCUUCUAUGAGAUAUGGAAAAAUUCCUACAAAAGGAAAAAGGAAAACUACACUCCAGCCGACGAAAUUGAAUUAAAAAGUUAUCAUGUGGCAUAG
Bicyclus anynana (squinting bush brown) is the source of this 1917-nucleotide messenger RNA. Its product is annotated as proton channel OtopLc-like. Gene Ontology annotation, biological process: proton transmembrane transport. The coding region runs from base 1 to 1917 and encodes 638 amino acids. The transcript has 11 exons. The record is from RefSeq and is a predicted model, not a curated record. Gene Ontology annotation, cellular component: membrane. NCBI's taxonomy places the organism in Eukaryota, Metazoa, Arthropoda, Insecta, Lepidoptera, Nymphalidae. Gene Ontology annotation, molecular function: proton channel activity.